Cyprinodon variegatus (sheepshead minnow) is the source of this 2130-nucleotide messenger RNA. RefSeq lists its product as uncharacterized. The coding region runs from base 302 to 1795 and encodes 497 amino acids. The transcript has 2 exons. Lineage: Eukaryota; Metazoa; Chordata; Actinopteri; Cyprinodontiformes; Cyprinodontidae. The record is from RefSeq and is a predicted model, not a curated record.
CUUCAGCAUAACGUUGAUCUAAUCCAAUGAGAAGAAUGAUAUUUGAAUAUCUGAUAAAACCAUGUGAUUCAUAGUUAAUCAUUUCAAAGGUCUAAGAGCAAACCUUUGGAAAACACAGGGGUGUGGCUUUAAAGCAGCCCGAUCUCCUAAACAAGCAAUAUUGCCACAUUUCCCAUUACAGCUUUCAUCUAAAACCUAAGAUCUGGUUUCAUUAGCCAGGAAACAGAAACUCAAGAGGAAGUCACAUCAGCUGCACACAAACACAGAGCUCAGACGGAGAUCGUAAACAGCUCUGUGCAGGAUGAAGUUCACAGGAGGAUUUCAGAGUUCAUGUUUGGCUCUACUACUGAUCUUGAGCUCGGCAUCAGCGGUGCAAGUGCUUCAGAACAUCAAUGACCUUAAAAAACUCAACUUUGGUUCAACUGUGCCCAAACACAGUCUUUUGCUCCUGCACUGGUUUGCCAACGAAGUCAACAUUGACAAUAACAACAUCAUAAGCCUAACCUUCAACCCAGAUCAAGGCGAUUAUGGAUCACAUCACUAUGGAAACUACGAGAGGAUGUUGGAUCAAUUACCUCUUGGAAACAUCAGAUAUCGAUAUUUCACUGUGGGUAAUCUCAAUCAAGAGGCGUCGUCUGAUCUCCCACCUUAUGUGGUUCAUCCACGAAUUGAAUAUGAAGGCAGAAACAGGGAUCGGAUCAUAUUUAGAGUCAGGGAGCAGAAUGUGGGUCGGCAAGUUAGGAACGUAAUAGAUAGAGUUUACAUCACCCAGCAUUUUGAGACAUCUGAUAAUCAGGGGACAAGGUAUGAUCCAGUUAAUACAUAUCAGGUUGCUUCUAGGCUUCUGAGACAGAUCCGGCAAUUUUCUGUGAAUGAAAAUGACUUGAACACCCUGACAAACCUCAGAGAUCAGUUCAGAAGCAAUGCUGAUUAUUCCCAACUUAGGAUGAUUAGAAACUCAUGGGGUGACCUUGCUUGUCUAGGCUUAUUCUUGUUCAUUGUAAUCCAGGAGAAGUACUCCUCUAACCAGCAACCUGACAACAGACGUCAGCCUUCUACGAAAAGAAAAACACAACCUGAUUAUGUUGUCAAUAUCCCAGAGGUUAGACCUAACCGACACUCUGAGGUGUCCAUUAGAAUCCCCCAGAUUCAAUGUGAUGAUAUAACACUUAAGGUGGUGACAGGUUCAGGAGGAAAAGCCAGAAUCAUUUGGAAAAAAGCUCCAGUAGAUGAUUAUAGAGGAGGCAUGAUGAUUGCACUUUAUAGCAAUAAUGUAGGGGAGGAACCACUGACUUAUAAGUCUACUGGAAAUGCAAGAUCAGGCUUUUAUGAUACAUCGGUACUGCUGAAUGAGGGCCUGCAGGUCCGGCUUCAUGAAAGGACAAAACUAUGUUGUUUCUGGUCCCGACUUGGUGAGGAGAUAAACAGAGGUCCAGAGUUUAAGAACUCCACAGCAGCAGUCAGCAUAACAGGCUACAAAGCAAGCCUGCAACUGUUUGUAAAGGACGGCAAGGCUUGUGCUCGCUUAUAUGUGAAAACCUCUUUCAUUGAUUGGAUGUUGAAAUUCAAAGACUCCUGGGUUGGCUUCUACAGCUCUGAAGAUAAAGGUACAAGAAACUAUGAAUGGUGGCAGUGGCAAUGGGCACAGAAAUUUGAUAGAGCAGAUUUGCGCGACUGUCCAGAUAGUUUUGUUUUUGAGUAUCACUCAAGUAUGAAGAUUGCUCCAGGAGUCCAAGCAAGAUUCAUAUUUAAUGGUGAUGUAGAGAAAGCACGCACACCAUGCUGGAAAGAAUAAGACUGCAACAAAAGAGCAAAAGACAAUCGUAUUGCACUGAAUUUUUUUUUAUACAAAGCUGUUAUUUGUGCUGUGUUCUGAAUCAUUUUGUACAGGAUAAUCAUUUACAAGAAGCAGAAAUUAAAUUUUCUGUAAAGAUAAUCUCAUGCUGUAAAAACAUUCACUCACUGAUUGCAAAAUACUAGUUUAAGUUCUGCAUAUACAUGUGUGCACAGAAGUGCUGAAGCGCAGUGUGUGGAAGAUCCGGCCACAAGAUAAGUUACAUUUUGUGCAAAUAUGUGCACAUGAACUGGGUUUCGUGAUUGUCCUUUUUUGUGUGAAGUGCUUUUGUCAAC